Messenger RNA from Trematosphaeria pertusa, 2689 nucleotides. RefSeq names its product patatin-domain-containing protein. Gene Ontology annotation, biological process: lipid metabolic process. Lineage: Eukaryota; Fungi; Ascomycota; Dothideomycetes; Pleosporales; Trematosphaeriaceae. The record is from RefSeq and is a predicted model, not a curated record. The transcript has 2 exons. Gene Ontology annotation, molecular function: triacylglycerol lipase activity. The coding region runs from base 77 to 2689 and encodes 870 amino acids.
CACCACCGACGCUCCACACUCCCAUAAAAACCCCGACCCUCGAACAUGCGACCUUCAGACCUCCGACUCUGCUCCUAUGGCUGACGUGAAGAGGGAGACCGACGGGCCCGAGCCCUAUUCCGCCUCCGCUUUCGACUUCACCCUCCUCCCCGACAUCGACAAUGACUUUGUCUCCGACGCCGACAUCGCCGAGUUCGCAAAGGCCCUGACAGCCCCGGAGAAUUCGCCAUCCACCGAAGACCUCACCGCCCCGCAACCAGAACCGCGCAAGUUCAUCACAGCGCUGAAUGACUGGAGACCGGUGCAUCAGCGAGUGCGGCGGCGGCGGAAACACAAAAAGCAAGAGCCGCGGCGCGGCACAGACGAGACCCGCGAGGGCUUUGUCUACGUGCUGCUGAAGUGGCCACUCCUCAUCGUCGUCUUCGGGUGGCUGCUAUUCCUGAGCAUAGCCUACGUCUUCACGCGACUUUACAUCUACCUCUACGAGCAGUGGGUGACCUGGCGGGGUCGCAGGCAGACACUACGAAGACAACUGCAGAAUGCAAGGACGUAUGAGGACUGGGUGAAGGGCGCGAAAGAACUAGACGCAUAUCUGGACAACGAUGCAUGGAAAGAGAAGCCCGAGUAUGCCUACUACGACAGCAGGACAAUCCGCAGAGUGCAUGACCAGAUGGUGAAACUGCGGCAGCGGGCUGAAUCGGAUGAAAAUGGGACAUCGAACGGAAAGGCCACAGCGGACCAUCAGAAGGCUGUCGAGGAACUACGUGGACUGCUCGAAGCCUGCAUCAAGAACAACUUCGUCGGCUUCGAAAACCCUAGGCUAUACAGCGAGACCUACUACGGGACGAAACACCUAGUGCAGGAGUUCAUCGAUGAAGCGGAGAAGUCGCUUUCGUUCCUCCUGCACACAUCGCAGCUCGAUCAGGAGACCAAAAGAGCCAUAUUCAAGCAUCUCAGCACCAACUUCGGACGCACGGCACUGUGCCUUUCCGGAGGUGCUACGUUCGCCUACUAUCACUUCGGCAUAGCUAAAGCUCUCUUGGACGCCGAUCUCCUACCGGAGGUCAUCACGGGUACUUCAGGGGGGGCUCUUGUGGCGGCUCUAUUGUGCACAAGAACAGAUGAUGAGCUGAAAAAGCUCCUCGUUCCCGCACUCGCACACCGCAUCACGGCGUGUCAUGAUGGUUUCCGGACAUGGCUCAAGAGGUGGUACCUCACUGGAGCUCGAUUCGACAGUGUCGACUGGGCAAAGAGAUGCGCCUGGUUCACUCGAGGAAGCAUGACCUUUAGGGAAGCGUAUCAGCGAACCGGACGCAUCCUAAACGUCUCUUGCGUGCCGUCAGACCCACAUUCACCGACCAUACUUGCCAACUACCUCACCUCGCCCGACUGCGUAAUCUGGUCCGCCGUUCUGGCUUCCGCUGCUGUGCCAGGUAUCCUUAAUCCGGUCGUCCUGAUGAAGAAGAAUAAGGACGGCACGUUGGCGCCUUAUUCAUUUGGGCACAAGUGGAAAGACGGGAGCCUGCGAACGGACAUCCCACUAAAAACGCUCAACUUACAUUUCAACGUACGCUUCUCCAUAGUGAGCCAGGUUAAUCCUCAUAUCAACAUAUUCUUCUUCUCCUCGCGUGGGUCAGUAGGUCGACCGGUAACCCAUCGUAGAGGCCGCGGCUGGCGAGGCGGCUUCAUCGGCUCCGCUCUGGAGCAAUAUCUGAAGCUGGACCUCAAUAAGUGGCUCAAAGUGCUCCGUCAUCUCGAGUUGCUCCCACGCCCUCUGGGUCAGGACUGGAGCGAGAUCUGGCUCCAACGCUUCAGCGGCACGAUAACAAUUUGGCCAAAGUCCAUCCCGUCCGACUUCUAUUACAUCCUUACCGAUCCUACACCUCAACGUCUCGCUCGCAUGAUCCACGUUGGGCAACAAUCCGCCUUCCCCAAACUCAAGUUCAUCGGCAACCGCGCGAAGCUGGAACAAAUAAUCCAACAAGGACGACGCCAGUUCCGCCCUCGCACUACCCAGGAUGGUGGCCUAGCGGGCGUCCUCUCCGAAGACGAUCUCCGCAGCCUGUUGAAACGCACUAAGAGCGACGGCGAGAAUGGUGCUUCAUACCCAAUGUCCGGAUCUGAGUCGUCGUCUUCUGCCGGCCCAGGUUCACCAAAAGAUUUGCCGUUAGGUUUCUCCUUCACCACAAAGGAAAAGCGAGCACCCGCACGCCUGGCGACACAGCAGCCCUCUCAGCCUUCGGACAAACCUUCCGUACCAGACAGCCCAUCCCUCAGCCAGCGCUUAACCGGCUGGUGGUCCGCCCUCUCUCCCCGCGACGCCCAACAUCCCCCGUCUGAGAUACCAAAGCCACGCCUCCGUCCUCGCAAGUCACCAGGGGCAUCCCCCUUUAUGCCCGACCGCCCUUCUUCCAUCUUCCUGAAGGAGCUCAGGAGACAGAGUAGAGUCUUUGUAGACGAUGUUUCUGAUCCCGAGGACAACGCCGUUGCUAAUUUCGGCGAUGCAGGCAGGAGGUAUGAUCGUAAUGGACAUAGUGGGGAGAGUGGUGCGGAUGCGGAUGCUGGCGCUGAGGAUUAUGGUGACGAUGGAGAUGAUGAGGAUGAGGGUGCCGUGGAUGACCUUGAGCCUGAGGCCGAGGUUCAGAGUGCGGGUGUGGGAUUGGGUUUGGAGGGCAGGCCGUUGAAGUGA